This is a messenger RNA of Sus scrofa (pig), 2586 nucleotides long. NCBI's taxonomy places the organism in Eukaryota, Metazoa, Chordata, Mammalia, Artiodactyla, Suidae. The record is from RefSeq and is a predicted model, not a curated record.
CGCACGCACCGGCACACACGCCAGCCUUCGGUUGCCCCAGGCUGGGGUCCACCUGCAGCCGCCCCCCACCUGGGCCCUGACCGCAGAAGCUGGGCUUGGCCCAGCCCGGGUGCCCUCUUCUUUUGGUCUCCGCCCUCGUGCCUGAUGCUGAUCUGGGGUCUCAGAGGAGGGCUCGCUGGAUCACAGGACCUCUACCUGCGGCCACGCCACUAGCGGAGAAGCCACUGCCUUCCCAUCCGGAGCCCCAGACCACCGGCUCAGACACCUGCUCCUUCAGGGGACCAGCCACCAGUCCCCACUGGAACCCAGUUUGGGUUCUAGGGCGUCAUCUCAGCAGCGUCAACAUGUCCCGGCCCAGCAGCAGAGCCAUUUACCGUAAGCUGUCCCCCUGUGUCCUCUCCCAUGCCCUUAUCUGAGCUCCCCAAACCCCUGCCCUCCGCUCUCCCCCUCCCCAUGCCCACCACCCCCAUGGCUGUGUAUCUCUCACCUCCUUCUCCCGCCCCCACCCCCUUGCUCUGUGUCUUGGCAGUGCACCGGAAGGAGUAUGUGCAGAAUCUCGCCUCAGAGCCCACCCACCUGCAGCACAGGGUAGAGCACCUGAUGACAUGUAAGCUGGGGACACAGAGAGUCCAGGAGCCCAAGGAUGCCCUGCAGAAGCUGCAGGAGAUGGACACUCAGGGCCGGGUGUGGAGCCAGGACUUGCUCCUGCAGGUCCGCGAUGGCUGGCUCCAGCUGCUGGACAUCGAGACCAAGGAGGAGCUGGAGUCUUACCGCCUGGACAGCAUCAAGGUCAUGGAUGUGGCACUUGACACCUGCUCCUACAACUCUGUCCUGUCCAUCACAGUGCAGGAUUCGGGCCUGCGAGACGUUAGCACCCUGCUCUUCCAGUGCCCGGAAGUGGGGGCAGAGCGACUGAAGACCAGCCUGCAGAAGGCUCUGGAAGAGGACUUAGAGCAAAGACCCCGAUUUGGAGCCCUCCACCCAGACCAGGACAGAUGGAGGGGGCCUCCCCUGGAAAGGCCACUCCCUAAGGAGCAAGCACCCUCUUUUGAGCGGGGACCCCCUCCAGAACAGCCCCACUGGAUGGCCCCAGAGCAGAACACACCACCGUCCCCAAGGCCCCUGCCGCACCCCUCCAGCGUCCACGAGCGGAGCGCCUUCACUCUGCCUCCUUCGAGGCGGCCCCCAUCCCCCGAGAACCCUGAACGGGAUGAGGAGGUGCUGAACCAUGUCCUAAAAGACAUCGAGCUGUUCGUGGGAAAGCUGAAGGAGGCCCAGGCCCUGUCGAAGACCAGCCGUAAGAAGAAGAGAUGGCGCAAGAAGACGAAAAAGGGAGGGGUGACAGAAGCACAUUACAUUGACUGCUUCCAGAAGAUCAAGUACAGCUUCAACCUCCUGGGGAAGCUGGCCAUCAGGCUGCAGGAGACAAGUGCCCCUGAGUUUAUACACAUCCUCUUCCAAACUCUGGACUUCAUCUUAGCCCAGUGCCCUGAGCCUGACCUGGCAGCCCAAGUGAUCUCACCUCUCCUCACCACCAAAGCCAUUGACCUCUUGCAGUCCUGUCUAAGUCCAUUGGAGAACAGCCUCUGGAAGGGCCUGGGCAAGGCCUGGACCACCAGCCAGGCCAACUGGACGGGCAGUGAGCCCCUGCCCUACCAACCCACGUUCUAUGAUGGUUGGCAGCUUCCAGAACUUACCUACCAGGCGCUCUCAAGAUACCAAGAUACCACUUCCCUCAGGGGGAGCCCUAGUUUAGAGAGCACUUUACACUUCGCUCAAGAGGAGGCAUACAACCACAGCCCCAAACUGGGGCCCUCCAGACCUGGAUCUGUCAAGCCGGGCCUGCAAAUGCAAGUCCUAUAUGAGUUUGAAGCUAGGAACUCACAGGAACUGACUGUGGUCCAGGGAGAGGUGCUGGAGAUUCUGGACCAGAGCAAGCGGUGGUGGCUGGUGAAGAAUGAGAUGGGACGGAGCGGCUACAUCCCCAGCAACAUCCUGGAGCCCCUCCAGUCGGGGGCUCCCAGGAGCCAGAACGGGUCGCCCUCUCGGGCUCCAAUGCUUCGACUUAGCUCCAGGCCUGAGGAGGUCACAGCGUGGCUGCAGGCAGAGAACUUCUCCACUGUCACCGUGAGGACCCUCGGCUCCCUGACAGGGAGCCAGCUGCUUCACAUGAGACCUGGGGAGCUACAGAUGCUGUGUCCACGGGAGGCCCCACGGGUCCUGGCACGGCUGGAGGCCGUCAGAAGGAUGCUGGGGAUAAGCCCUUAGGCACCAACUCAGACACCUCCAAGACCAAGGCUCUCUCACAAGCAAGGCGGCGGAUCUGAGAUUCUUUAGGGCUCCGAGAGUUCCCCUUUCAGGUCCCCUGGCUGCAGUGAACCCCAUACCCCAGCUCACAUGGCAAAGAGGAUGAGCAAGCCCAUAGGAUGAGACAGAUGGUGCCCCUUCUCACUGUGUUGAGAGCUGCUCUCUCCAGUUAAUACCUGUUUAUUGGAUCUCUUUCCUGAGCCUGGAGCACUUAUGCCCAGAGCUGUCAGGACUCUGUUUAAUGCCUCUCCUCCCCAAUAAAAUUAUGUCCAAGCUUGU